UUCAGAUCAGUGCUGACAGGGUACCGGAUGGGGGAGCGCGGUUCGCGGCAGUACGACGUUAUCGUGGCACUGACUGUAGCCUAUAAAUACCAGGAGGCGCGCAGCCUACCUACCAACACGGGCAUUGAUCUAAACACGGGUUGAACUGCGAGGAAAGGCACUUACAUUAGGAAACUCUACUACUGGGAUAAACGCCUCAAGUGAAACGGAAUAUAAACCGCUCGAAUUCUAGUCGAGUGUCGCUCGCCCGUGCGACGCACAGCACCAAUAAUACUAUGAUGAUCAAGGUUUACAUCGCCUCCUCCUCGGGAUCUGUGGCGGUGAAGAAGCGCCAGCAAGCUGUGGUAGGGUUCUUGGAGGCCAACCGGAUCUCCUUCCAGGAGGUGGACAUCACCAAUGUGGAGGACAGAAGACUGUGGAUGUACCAACACAUCCCCCCGGAGAAACACCCAGACAAGGGCAACCCGCUGCCCCCACAGAUCUUCAACGGAGACUGCUACUGUGGGGACUAUGAGGACUUCUUCCAGUCCAAGGAGAACAACACUGUGUUUACAUUCCUAGGCCUCAGCUCACCGCCCUCAGUAAAGGAUUCCGAGUCGUAGGAGGUAGCAUGGGGAGUCAGAGGUCGCGGAGCACAUCACUUCCUGUAUUACAUCACUUCACCUCUCCCGGAGAUCUCACCAUAAUGACACCACCAUGUUGCCAAACACCCCAACACUCUGACCUCUCUGACCCCCCCACCCCACCCCGAAAAAACACCUCACCCUCUUCCCCCACCUACAGCCAUCUAACCUGACACAGGAGGAGGGGAGGGGCUUCAGACCAAGUGGAGGAAAAUCAGACGAAUAGAAGGAACUUCAGACCAUGGGAGGCGGGGCUUCACCCUAAAACAAUGGACAAUGAUUUCUUGAUUUAUUAUUUUUUUUACGUUGUUGUACAACUACUGGUACUCAUGACGAUCUAGUCAGUGGUUUCUGUUUGUGUUAGCGGUAACGAAUUAGAUUGAGUUUUCUUUACUGCUAUGUAUUCUUUGAACGAUUGUUCAAAACACUGUGUAGCCGCUCUUCUAUCAACAGCAGAAUGUAGCUCUCCUGUCAGUAGCCAGGUUGUCCUGCUCUUCUAUCAACAGCAGAAUGUAGCUCUCCUGUCAGUGUAGCCAGGUUGUCCCGCUCUUCUAUCAACAGCAGAAUGUAGCUCUUCUGUCAGUAGCCAGGUUGUCCUGCUCUUCUAUCAACAGCAGAAUGUAGCUCUUCUGUCAGUAGCCAGGUUGUCCUGCUCUUCUAUCAACAGCAGAAUGUAGCUCUCCUGUCAGUGUGUAGCCAGGUUCUGUAUGCAGACAGACGGAUAAAGCUGACCUGAGGUCGAAUCUGGUAACACUGUUCUUUAAAGUUGGACUUCCGGUUAAAAUCAAAGGGAGAUGGAGUCCGCUAGAGCUAUAUUAGAUGGGACUUUGAACAUUUUCCAUACAACGUUUAUUUAGAUUUGCGGAUUUUUAUCAACAUUGACCAUAUUAUUUUCGUGAAAUCUCAUGUUGAUUCUGAGUUCCUUGCAUAUUUAAAGUUUUAUAUGUGAGAACUAUUUCUUUAAAAGUAUUUUCAGAACUCACUUCCUGCGUUGAAAUCACUUGCUCUGCUCACGUAUUGGCUUCCCCAAUGUAAGGGGAGGUUUUAAUAGUUACGGUAGGUGGUGAGAGGACUAAGAGAUCGGACAAUUAAAACCAGCGGCUGUUUUCGCCGAUCCUGCCAUAGGCCUAUAUCGAGAGAAUCAAAACCGCAAUGCAUCAUUGGUAAAUUGUGACUGACUGAUCUACAAAUAAUAAUUCUAUAAUGAAUAUUUAUUUAUGGUGAUUUGUAGAUCAGGCAGUCGGCAGUCGCCUACAGUGUAGGCUUCAAUGUCCAACAGUCCAUAGACUCUCAUUCAAGUCCCGCUCUGAAUCGCUGUGAAAGCAGAUGUCUUGACAUACGAAGGGCCGACUUGUGGGAUUGUAAUGAGACCAAUGAAGGCUGUGUUAAGUAAUGGAAGAGGAGACCAACUGGGAACUGGUGCGUUUUAAAUGACUCCUUCCUCUCUCUUUCUCUCCCCUCUUCCCCCUCCCUUCUCCCCCCCCCCCCCCCUGUCUCCCCUCGCCCACUCUUUUAUUAAAUGAUCAUGGAUGGGUGAAUCAUUGUUAUGUUUACACAUGACAGGCUUACACUCUGCCCACACACACACACACACACAUGUUCCCCCACUGACUCAGAGACCCAUUCCUAGUGAAUGUAGGUUCCAUCUUGUGUUUUGAUCCGCCACUGUUAACCUGACUAAAACAACAUUCCUUUUGAUACAUGCCAUUUAUAUGUACUCUUUAUAGUAGUUAAAUAUAUAUAUAUAUAUAGUAGAAUCAACACCUGUUUUUAGUAUGAGAACUCUGUCUGUACCGCCCGUCUGUGACAAUCACUAUGGCCUGGUUUCCCGGACCCAGAUUAAGGCAAUAGACCUGAGAUUCUCCAUUUACAUAUUUUUUUAAAAAUUUUAUCCAGGAACUAGGCUUAAUCUGGAUCUGGGAAUCCGUCCCUAUAAAUUAUGUUAGUUGUCUGUGUGUUGUGUUUGGCUUUGGCCGUGUUCAAGAGCAUCACAACCGCAAUGUAUCAUGGGUAAAUUGUGACUGACGAACAUGCCCUUUUGACCUGGCUAACUAAAACUGUCAUUGAUGAUUCUACACUAGUGUUUUCCCAACUCCGGGUCCUCCAGUACCCCCCCCCCCCCCCCCCCCCCAACAGUACACAUUUUUAUUGUAGUCCCGAAACGAGCACACCUGAUUUCCACCUGUCAACUAAUCAUCAGGUCUUCAACGAGUUGAAUUAGGAGUGUUUGGCCAGCGCUGCAACAGAGAUGUGUGUUGUUGGGGGGGGUACUGGAGGACCCGGAGUUGGGAACCAAUGCUCUACACGAUGUUCAGAAAACAAAAUCAACCUUUUUGUUACAAUGACAUUGUUGUAUGUUGAUAGACCAUCUGUAGAUGCUCCCCCCAGACUCCACAAAUAAAAUAUUACUGUAGAUCCCUCAAACUCAA
Salvelinus fontinalis (brook trout) is the source of this 3052-nucleotide messenger RNA. It is a transcript of the gene sh3bgrl2, whose product is annotated as SH3 domain binding glutamate-rich protein like 2. The transcript is spliced from 4 exons. Gene Ontology annotation, cellular component: cytoplasm. The record is from RefSeq and is a predicted model, not a curated record. Lineage: Eukaryota; Metazoa; Chordata; Actinopteri; Salmoniformes; Salmonidae. The coding region runs from base 276 to 602 and encodes 108 amino acids.